AGAGAGCCGCGCAGGCAGCAGGACGUGCCACUCCACCGAGUGCCGAAGAAACGAAAAACGGGCGUUUAUCGGAUCGCGUUCGGAUUCGAGGGCGCGCACACACCGGGGACGACAAAGUCGACGCAGGAUUCGCUCCUCGUCGCAAUUAAAUCGAAUUGAAUACGAUGCGGUCGCGCCGCCGGAAGUGCGCGUAGCGUGCGGCUCGCGUUCCUCCAUCGGCGGGGUUUCAAACCACCCUAAGUCGUUGUUCUCGUUGCGAUGAUCAUCUCAAAGGAUCUUUUCCUGCUGGGGGACCAGGACUAUUUGCGCCUCCCGAACAACAAGGACGAGAAGAGGCCUGCGAUGUUAAGACCCGUCAUAAAGACGCAGAGGGUUGAUACAGCAACGGUCCACUUUCCUUGCCUCCUAACCGAUUCAAGACCGCUUCCGGUUCAUUUAGCCUUUCGAGGGUUAACGGUGAGCGUUGGAAAUCGAAGAAUACUGCAAGAUGUCGAUGGUUUGGUGCGCCCCGGUGAAGUUCUCGCCGUGAUGGGUCCCUCUGGAUGUGGAAAAACAACCCUUUUAAACUGUCUCAGCGGAAGAUUGCGUCUGGAUAACGGGCAAAUUUUUCUCAAUCGAGAUUUAUUGUGUAAACGGUGGAAAAGAAAAAUCUGUUACGUUCUACAACAGGAUAUUUUUUUCCCCGACUUGACUCUUCGUCAAACUUUGGAGUACACGGCGAGAUUGCGUCUACCUGACACCAUGAGUCACUCGCAAAAAAUGCAAUACGUCGACCACAUUAUAGACGUUUUAGAACUUGGACAUUGUCAAGAUACAAUUAUUGGGGAUUGCUUAAAACGGGGUUUAAGCGGUGGUGAAAAGAAACGGGCCAACAUCGCUUGCGAAUUAUUAACGAACCCAUCAUUAAUGUUAUUAGACGAACCAACUUCCGGUCUUGAUUCUUACGCAGCUUAUAGUUUAAUCUCAACGUUAAAAAAGUACGCUGUGGCUGAAGGAAAAACUGUAGUUGUUACUUUACAUCAACCUUCCUCCCAAACGUUUCAUUUAUGUGAUAAACUCCUUUUACUUUGUAACGGACAAACGGCUUAUUUCGGGGAUGUUUCUAAAGUUGUAGAUUUCUUUGGUGGUAUUGGAUUACACAUAAAACCUCAUUAUAACCCUGCUGAUUUUAUACUCGAACAAAUCAAAGGUAGCCCAGAUCUCCAACAAAAAAUCAUUUUGGCCGCGAAAGAUCAUCGAAACAGCAAAGAAUUCUCCUCGGACAUCCUCCACGAUUUUUAUCUCCCAGAAAAACUUCAAGACACUUCAAGAGAUAGUACUCACGGUCCUUACCCUCACUUAGACCAAGAUAACCUCAAUACGGACCCAGAUAACAGAAGAUUAUGGUUAGAUACUCACUCCCAUGCUUCAUCUUCGGUUAGUUCUGAGACGACGGAAAGUGAUUGUUAUUUCUCGUGGCCGACAUGUUUUUGGACUCAAUUUAAAGUGUUAUCCCAUAGAAAUUUCCAAGAAGCAAGACCGAGAAUGUUAUCGAAAUUAAAUUGGGUUCAAACAAUCGGAUUGGGAAUAAUGGCCGGAUUGUUAUGGUUCCAAUUAGAACGACGAGAAGAAUCGCUUCACGAUAUCCAAGGAUACAUGUUUUUCUCAACGACAUAUUGGAUGUUAUUCGCGCAUUUCGGAGCGUUAAGUUCAUUCCCGCCCGAAAGGGAGGUGAUAAAUAAAGAACGGCAAAGCGGGGCUUACAGAUUAUCGGCUUAUUAUCUAGCGAAAAUGGUAGGAGAAUUGCCACUAACAAUGACUCUACCAGCGGUUUACCAUUUAAUUUCAUACGCGAUGUUAGGCUUUCACUCCGUUUUAACGUAUUUGGGACAAUUAACUUUUUUAUUAUUGAACACUUUGGUAGCGCAGAGUGUUGGAUUUUUUAUUGGAGCAGCUUGUAUGGAUAUGCAACUCAGUAUAACAAUAAGCGCGUUAUAUACUUUGGCAACGCAAUUAUUUGGAGGAUAUUUCGCCACGAAUGUUCCGCCUUGGUUAACGUGGAUGAGGUAUACAUCCAUGGUACAUUAUGCUUAUCAAAAUAUGCAGAUUAUUGAAUUUAGCGAAGAAACGGGAAGUAUAACGUGUGCACAACAAUCAAAAUUUGAAAUCUGUAACAAAAAUUCACAAAGUUUCAUCCCCGUCGGGGACAUUUUGGAGGCUCAGGGAUCGCAUCUUCCAUUUUGGGCGAACAGCUUGGUUUUAUUAGCCUUUCUAAUCAUAUUUAGGCUACUGGGUUACGUCGUGCUACGAUAUUUCAGGAGUCCUAAGUGACACGAAAGCAAGAAUGGCAGGCAGUAUAUUGUGAUAACAUUAAGAAAAACUGUCAAAAAGAAGAUGUUCCUUGAUCCACGCUUUUGGUCCUCAACAGAAAAAAAUUAAUAUUAAAAUUUUUGAGAAAACAUACCGCAGGCUGUGUUAGUGUUAAUUUACUCGUUAUCGUUAUUAAUUACUACUAUUAUUAUUAAUAUAAUAAUUCCAUUCCAUUGUGCUGGUUCUACAGCAGAAGCCUUCCCACCAGUGCCUUGGUAACCGACACGUGCCAAGUUUUCGUCAACCAGCUAAGAAUAAAGCUGCCAUUUUCUUCAUCUUUACCCAAAUAUAUUUUUUUUUAUUAUUUUUCGUUCGUUCUGUGAUUUUUAUUUUGGUUAUUAUUCUGAUUUCGUGCGAUUUGACUCCCCUUAUUAUUAUUUUGUACUUUUCCUUUUAUUAUUUUUUAUUUAACCGCUCGUGUACAUAUUACGUUCA
Messenger RNA from Onthophagus taurus, 2784 nucleotides. It is a transcript of the gene E23, whose product is annotated as ABC transporter G family member E23. Lineage: Eukaryota; Metazoa; Arthropoda; Insecta; Coleoptera; Scarabaeidae. Gene Ontology annotation, biological process: transmembrane transport. Gene Ontology annotation, molecular function: ATP binding; ATP hydrolysis activity; ABC-type transporter activity. Gene Ontology annotation, cellular component: plasma membrane. The record is from RefSeq and is a predicted model, not a curated record.